Molecule: messenger RNA, 1038 nt
Organism: Cavenderia fasciculata
Lineage: Eukaryota; Evosea; Eumycetozoa; Acytosteliales; Cavenderiaceae
Exons: 4
Coding region: 1-1038 (345 amino acids)
Source: RefSeq, a predicted model, not a curated record
AUGUCACAUCCAACUCAACGAGAACCGUUUAGAAAGGGAUCUUUGUUAGAGGCGACUCAAUUUUUAUUUUUAACUUGGCCCAAUCUCAUUCAAAAGAAAAUACUUUUUCAUUUUUUAGAUCAACCAGAGUAUCAUAUUUCCAACCACUCUAUCGUCAUUGCAUGUGAUCAAGAUAUCAAACCGGAGGAUUUAUCGUUUGUCAUGUCAAGAUCAACAGUAUGCGGAAUUGAAAUUAAUCAAUACACCAGCCUAAAGAACGCAUCUCGAUUCGCCAAUCUUGUCCAAAAUGUUGUAUCUCUCCGUGGCUCUUUGAGAGUUCCAUUUUCAUCUGUCACCAGAUUAGAUGUUGAUAUACUCCAAACCAAUGAAAAGAUAUCAUCAUGGUUGACUCCAUCCAUAUUCCCGUCACUCCAAAUACUUGUCGUCAAUGGAACUAGUUCGGCCCAUGACGAUCAAAUAUUGAGUUCGGUUGUUGUCCAAGUAAACCUGUUCCCAACUCCUCUAGAGUCAUUUGCCACCGACCAAGGAUACGCUUGUUUGGGAAGUAUUCGUGCAAAGAGUUUGACAUUUGGAAAAUGUAAACGGUUGAAUUUCUCAAAGAAUUCUUGUAUCGACAGUCUCAUGAUGCAAUUUACUCAUUCAGUAGAAUCAAAAUUUGCUAUUUUGCUCCCACCCAAAUUAAAAGUAUUGUAUGUUAUCAACGAGUAUUUUGGCUUUUUGGGGAAUUGGAUGAAAUCCAAUUAUCUUUCAGAUGUAGCUAUCAGGAUCUUAUCACUGGCCAAUUCAUUUCCAUCUGAGGAUUUUGAUUGGAUCCAAAAUAAAAGAGGUAUAAGAGAAUUGUCUUUGUCUGUAUUAGGUGGCCGUGCAAUAGAUGAAGAAACAACUAAAAUGAUACUCGACCAAUUGUAUCGUAGACAUGUCAACAAUAUAAAACCAAUUGAAAUGAUUAUAGGUUUGAAAAUUGUUGAUUCUCAAAUCCCACCAUAUCUAUCAACUAUUUAUGAUAUCUACCAACAUUCUCUCCAAGCUAAAUAUUAA